CGAUCAGACUGAGCCAUGGCUUUAUCCAGCUCUCUGCUGCUAUUUCUCGGAUUUAUUUCAAUAGCUGAAAUAGCAUUUUCCAUAUGUGUACCUAUAAAUCAUUGCAUUGAAGAUAUGGAGGACCUCGACGCCCAGGAGCGAUUCGAAUAUGUCGUAGAUAAAUAUAAGAAGGCGAAUAUCAACAUUGACGGCAAGCCGCUUGGAUUGCACGGCAAGGUGGUUUCGAAUGACCUGGAGGACGAGAUACAUAUAGUCUUCCAUUACGUGGACAACACGUUGCAUGACGUCAUCCAGACCUGUACGGUUGUGAUAUCUGAUAAACCCAACGAGUGUGAGAGUAUUCGCACCUACUGUUCUGGCUUCCUAAGACGCCCGCCACGCCCAUUGCUAGAGCUCAAGCCCCUUAUUGUCUGCAAGGAUAAAGUCCAGGUGGCGAAGGAAGAACCAGAGCUGGGAACGGAACCGGAAGUAGAAGCGGUACCGGAAGCAGACCCCAUUACUGGAGAGCCAACGGAGGCGGAUACUACAAAGGCACCCGAUGAUGACAAAGCUCCCUCGUCGAAAUUCAGGAUGUUUAACUGAUUAGGAUGUGUCACUGCAUUUAUUCACAGCUAAAGCUAAUAUCUUUACAAGUAAAUAAAUAAAACUAAGAACUUUGCAGUAA
This is a messenger RNA of Drosophila serrata, 664 nucleotides long. RefSeq lists its product as uncharacterized. The record is from RefSeq and is a predicted model, not a curated record. Lineage: Eukaryota; Metazoa; Arthropoda; Insecta; Diptera; Drosophilidae.